Clunio marinus is the source of this 408-nucleotide messenger RNA. NCBI's taxonomy places the organism in Eukaryota, Metazoa, Arthropoda, Insecta, Diptera, Chironomidae. The record is from the annotation of a GenBank genome assembly.
AUGAAUCACUUUAAAGCGUAUUUGGCUGCGACAACUAAAGAAAAAUCGUGUAUCUUGGAUAUAUUUUUUUUUUGCCUUCGAGUUUGCAAAGCAACCACAACAGAUUCGAAAGUAAAAACUUUUUCUUGUACGAAAUGGGUAGAAAAAAAUGCCUUUCUGACUCGUGCGCUCUCACCUAUACAAAUGACACUAACAAAUAUGGUGAAGAAGAAAUUGGUUGACUGUGCGGAAAAUGUGGGUAUGAGAUUAAUAAGCGUAACAUGUGAGAUCGUCGACGACGCUAUUGAACUUGACAUUCACUUCACUAUGAAUCGAAGAGAAGAGAUGGAGGAAGAAAAGGCAGCUAAUCAAUUGACAGAAAAGAGUAGUGGAACGAUUAAGAAAAGAGUGCAACUAGCUUCAAUUUAA